This is a messenger RNA of Penicillium vulpinum, 1599 nucleotides long. Its product is annotated as Zn(II)2Cys6 transcription factor. The record is from RefSeq and is a predicted model, not a curated record. Gene Ontology annotation, biological process: regulation of DNA-templated transcription; DNA-templated transcription. The transcript is spliced from 3 exons. Lineage: Eukaryota; Fungi; Ascomycota; Eurotiomycetes; Eurotiales; Aspergillaceae. Gene Ontology annotation, cellular component: nucleus. Bases 1 to 1599 code for a protein of 532 amino acids. Gene Ontology annotation, molecular function: DNA binding; DNA-binding transcription factor activity, RNA polymerase II-specific; zinc ion binding.
AUGCCAGCGGCCGCCACUUUGAAGUCUUUGAAUGUAUGCGCAAACUGCAAGGCUCGCAAGAAACGAUGUGACAAGUCUCUGCCGCGCUGUCGCUACUGUGCUGAGUAUCAUGCUGCUUCUACUCCAACCGAGGGUUCUGCCCUUGCAUCCGCAGCCAGUCAUCAGUCCCAAAGCGGCGUCUGGAAAAACGCUAGCGCUCUACAAGCUAAUAACCCUGUCAGUGCAUCAACACAAUUACUUUUCGACAGCCUCACAUACAGCGCGCACAUUCCAGGCGGGGCUCCAGUCUCAACGAUCGAGUUCACAAUAUGCGUCCAGGCUCAGCGGUUACUCGAAACUACCGGGCUUUAUCUUGAUGAAAUCAGUGUCCGAUACUUCCAGGGUGUUCAUACAUUCGUACCAAUUAUCUCCCGACGGCGAUUCCACGCCCAACUGCUUUCUUUUGGGACCAAUCUCCAGGCUGACUUCGCCUUACUCGUUCUAUGCAUAGCAUUACUUGUCUCCUCCGCAGACUCUUUCGAUCUCCUGGGGCCGCAAGGGGGCCACCGUGUCGAACAUAUGACGCUCUACGUUGCCGCUAAAUCCCUUAUGGCCCAGGCACAAGCACUCCACGCGCCCACAACCAGCCUUGUUCAAGCUGGCGUGUUGCUAGCGGUUUACGAGUAUGCCCAUGGUCAUCCGGAGCAAGCUUUCGUGACGAUCGGAAGCUAUGCGCGGAUGGCGUAUGCAGCCCAGCUACGAUCCACCCCUACUCUGACCAGAAAUUCUCCGCCGCAGGCUGAUUGGACCAUAGAAGAAGAGGAAAUUAAUACCUGGUGGGGAAUCCGGAUAUGUGAGCGAGCGUUCCUUUGUGAAUUAGCGACUUUGGAUCAGCCAUUGGGCUCCGUUAUACCCGCCCAGGAUGAUUGUCUACCGCUCGAUCCCACCAUUUUAGACCAGAGGAAUCCUGCAGUGGCGCUCGCAUCUCGCAUCGCGAUCAAGGCCCUGAACUCUCCCGGGGUUGGCGGCUUCGGGCGCAGCGCUCAAGCGGCAUGGCUCCUGGAUGGAGUGCUGCUGGGUUUAUCUAUGACGGAUCCGGACCAGAAACACGCAUAUUUAAGUGAAUGUGACCGAAAACUGCAGUCCUUUCUGGCUGUCUUGAUGCAGCAGCAUGGGGGCAACUAUGGAAUUUUCUGUGUCCCAAUCGCUCUAACGAUCCGGUCUGUCCCUCCCCAAUAUUCUGAUUUUGUCGCUCAAAAUAACCGAUCUAAUUUGACGGGAACGCAUAGUGCAUUGUUUCUUCUUCAUUGGCACCUCCUCGGCUCACACGGUCGAGACUUCCCGAGGGCCUAUGACUCGAGCAAUAGUUCCCACCAGGCCCUGGAUACAAUUACGAAAAUGGUCAUUGACAUUGCCGCCACGCACGAAAACCUCCCCUUCAGUCAAAUCGAUCACUUUCCCCCCAGCUGUCUGUAUAUUAAUCGAGCAGCGCUGAAACAUAUCUAUGAGUAUCAGUCAGUGACCGCGGAUCAUCGGCUGCAAACUUCGCUCAGUCAAUUCGAAGCGCGUUGGGGCGCAUCGCCAAGUGUGCCUGGAAGAUCCCAGGCGUUUCAGGCAUAA